This is a messenger RNA of Candidula unifasciata, 1151 nucleotides long. NCBI's taxonomy places the organism in Eukaryota, Metazoa, Mollusca, Gastropoda, Stylommatophora, Geomitridae. The record is from the annotation of a GenBank genome assembly.
UGAAGCCAGCACCACCAUCAGGACCCAGUGCAGAUCAGUACAUGAUCUCUCCCAUCACUGGAGAAAAGAUCCCUGCUCACAAAGUUCAGGAACAUAUGCGAAUUGGUCUGCUGGAUUCGAAAUGGAUGGAGGUUCGCCAGCGAACAAUUGCAGACAAAACAGACCAAGAGGAAGUGUUUGCCCCUGGUUCUGCUAUUGAUUCCAACUUGAAGCAGCUGGCAGAGAGACGUACUGAUAUCUUUGGUAUUGGUACAGAGGAAACUCAGAUCGGUAAAAAGAUUGGAGAGGAAGAAAAGAAGGAUACUAAAGUGGUCUGGGAUGGCCACACUGCUUCCAUUGAGAAGAUCUCACAGCUGUCCAGGGAGAAUAUCUCCAUUGAGGAGCAGAUUGCUACCAUCCAUAGGGCAAAGGGACUUGUGCAUGAUGAGGAGAAAGAGAAAAUUGGACCUGCAGUUCCCAAACCAGCUCCUCCACUACCACCACCUCCUCCUGCUGUUACAUCCACAUCUGUUCCUCCACCACCACCUCCACAGCCAACACCAACCUUAGCGGCACCUCCACCUCCGCCAAUGCAACCGCCACAGCAACAGCUUCGUCCACCCACUAUGAUCCCCCAGAUGCCCCGACCACCUAUGAUGGGCGGUCCUAUCGGCAUGGCUGGAAUGAUGAUGCUGCCACCUCGACCCCCAAUAAUGAUGGGCAUGCCCCGACCGCCAAUGAUGGCUCCAAUGAUGGGACUACCGCCUGCACCACCUAUAAUCUCCCAGCAGAUACCUCUGCGACCUGUAGUUAGUAUCCCGGAUGAACCUCCUAACAAGAAACAGAAGACAGAGGAAAAUCUGAUCCCAGAGGAUGUCUUCUUGCAGAAGUUCAAGGGAAGUGUCAAGGUUCUAGUUGUGGUACCAAAUGUCUCUGACAAACCUGAAUGGAACUUGAAGGGACAGACAGUUGAAUACAACUUGCCUCUCACAGAUUCCAUAUCGGUGUUGAAGGCCAAAAUUCACGAGUCUCUGGCCAUGCCGGCAGGUAAACAGAAACUGCAGUACGAGGGCAUGUUUGUUAAGGAUUCCAAUAGCCUGGCCUUCUACAACUUUAUGAAUGGUGCAACAGUGCAUCUGCAGAUGAAGGAGAGGGGUGGCCGGAAGAAGUAG